Molecule: messenger RNA, 3188 nt
Organism: Nasonia vitripennis (jewel wasp)
Lineage: Eukaryota; Metazoa; Arthropoda; Insecta; Hymenoptera; Pteromalidae
Gene: Nopp140
Product: nucleolar protein dao-5
Exons: 5
Coding region: 173-2227 (684 amino acids)
Cellular component (GO): nucleoplasm; nucleolus
Source: RefSeq, a predicted model, not a curated record
UGUACAGCCAUUAUUUCUCGGCGGCGUGCUCGGCAACUCGUCUCUCGCCUCUCGCCUCGUGUUCUCGUGCCUACCCAUUCCUUUUUACACGCGUGUUGUAGUAGUGCGGUAGUCCACGGCGUGCGGCUCCGAAUUUUCUCCCGAGAGCUCGACAAACGCACGCGUCCUCGACAUGGCGAACAACAUCGAGGAACAGGGUAUCUCCGCCCUCGUCUACGAUUAUCUUCUCAAGAAGGACUCGGCUCUGGCCAAGGUUUUCCAGAAAAAGACUAACGCGCCUGCCCUGGCCAAAGGUUGCCCGUCAAUGUCUGAGGUUUUCCAAUUUUACCAGAAGAGCUCCAGCAAAAAGGUCGCAGUUAAGAAUGUUAAGCAGAGCAACAGCUCGGAUUCCAGCUCUGAGAGUGAGGAGGAAGCUCCUAAGAAAGCUCCUUUGGUCAAUGGCAAAGGACCCGUAGUCAAGGCAGCUGCUGCCAAGCCUGUAGCCAAGAAGGCAGAAUCAUCCUCCGACGACACAUCUAGUGAGGAUGAAAAGCCAGCACCUAAGGCAGCUGCUAAGGCACCGGCGAAAGCCCCAGUAAAGGCCCCAGUAAAAAAAGAAGAGUCUUCGUCAGAUGAUGACUCCAGCGAGGAAGACAAACCAGCUGCAAAAGCACCGGUGAAAACACCAGCUAAACCUGUUGCUAAGCCUGCUGCAAAGAAGGAAGAGUCCUCUUCUGAUGAUUCUUCCAGUGAAGAAGAGAAGCCAGCAGCUAAAGUAGCUCCAGCUAAAGCACCUCUAAAAACCCCAGUUAAGGCGCCAGUAAAGAAAGCCCAGUCUUCAUCUGAUGAUGAUUCUUCAGAAGAGGAAACAGCCAAGCCAGCACAGAAGGCUGCUGUGAAACCAGUUCCAGUAGCAGCCAAAAAAGAAUCAUCUAGUGAUGAUGAUAGCAGUGAGGAAGAGGCUCCGAAAACCAAAGCCACCCCAGCCAAACCUGUACCAGCUAAACCAGCAGCCAAGCCUGUUGCUAAGAAACAGGAAUCUUCAAGCGAAGAAGAUAGCAGCGACGAGGAACCACCUGCAAAGAAGGCAGCCACCCCAGCUAAACCAGCAGCCAAGCCUGUUGCCAAGAAACAGGAAUCUUCAAGCGAAGAAGAUAGCAGCGACGAGGAAACACCUGCAAAGAAGGCAGCCACUCCAGCAAAACCAGCAGCCAAGCCUGUUGCUAAGAAACAGGAAUCUUCAAGUGAAGAAGAUAGCAGCGACGAGGAACCACCUGCAAAGAAGGCAGCCACCCCAGCUAAACCAGCAGCCAAGCCUGUUGCCAAGAAACAGAAAUCUUCAAGCGAAGAAGAUAGCAGUGAUGAGGAACCACCUGCAAAGAAGGUAGCCACCCCAGCUAAAUCAGUUGUAAAACCAGCAGCUAAGAAAGAAGAGUCGUCUAGUGAUGACGAUAGUGAUGAAUCUGCAGAGACUCCCAAGGUUGUGACCAAGGCUGCCCCUGCUAAGGCUACAAGCACGCCAAAGGCAGUGAAAAAGGAAUCAUCGUCGGACGACUCUGACGACUCAGAUGAAGACGAGGCUCCCGCGAAGACUCCUGCCAAAGUCAAUGUCAAAGCCGCGAAAAAGAAGGAAUCUAGCUCCGAAGAGGAGUCGAGUGACGAACAAGAGGCAAAACCAGCUGCACCAGUUAAGCCCGGAAAAAGGAAACAUGAAGAUGGCGAGGAAGAGGCUGAAGAAACGCCAGCCAAAAAACACGCUAAAAAUAAUUACAGUAAUUUCGUGAAGGGCGGUGUACAGAACGGGGAUAAGGACGGCGAGGAGAACGGCGAGGAAAAUGGAGAGGAGAACGGAGGCUUUAAGAAGCACGAUAACUUCCGCGGUGGGCGCGGUGGUCGUGGUGGUGGUUUCCGCGGAGGUCGAGGAGGUGGUGGCUUCAGAGGCGGUCGUGACGGUGACAGAGGUGGCUUCCGAGGUGGCUUUAGAGGAGGUCGUGGUGGUGAUCGCGGUGGCCGUGGUGGCGGCGGAUUCCGAGGCGGUCGUGGUGGCGGCGGUGACAGGGGAGGCCGAGGCGGUUUUGACAACAGAAGAUCGUGGGGCGGAAAUGACAGGGGAGGUGGUCGUGGUAGGGGCGAUGGGUUCAGAAAAUCAUUUGGCGAUGGCGAGGGUGGUCGUGGUGGCUUCAACAACAGGAAGAGCUUUGGAAACGAUGCACAACAGCAAAAUAAAAAGAUCACCUUUGACGAUUGAACUUAGAUAGACUUUCACAUUUAUUAUUAUUUUGAGAGGUGCAAGAGGAUCCUGGGGAGAAAAAGCAAAUUUGGACUUGAAACACACGCGAGGCAAAUCAUUCCGCCAUGAAAAGACGAAGAAGAAGCGUGGUAGUUACAGAGGUGGACAGAUAGACACGAGUAUAAACUCUAUUAAAUUUGACGAUUAUUAACAGAUUUAAAUUUUGAUGGGAUUCGACAAGAGUUUCAGCAAAUAGACUUUUAUUCAAACGUCAUUUAAUACAUAGACGUAUUAAAUUAUUAUGUAUUGUACAGAAAGAACGGAAGUUUGAAUAUUUUUGUUACUAUAAAGUUAGCUUACGACUAUUGUUAGUGUGCAUGGAACACAGGACAUUUCCUAUUUGAAUAGGAAAAGAUUUCAGUAAUUAAAGAAGCAUUGACUUGUCAAUUUAAUAGGUGCACUUGUUUUCACGUUCCAUUUGUUUAAAAGUGUUUAUUUAAGUUUAAUAGAUGAGCUCAUUUUGUAUAAGUAGGAAGCAUAAAUACUCUGUUUUUGCUGCACCGUCAUUUACACUUUCAUACAAAUCAUUUCAAGAUUUUAUUAUAAAAAAGAGAGUAUUUAUAUGUAAACGCUUUGCUUAGCUUUUAAGUUUUUUUUUAUAAUAGAAGAUUUAAAAGCUGUCAACCAUUUCAAUUAUUCAUGAAUUUAUUGAAAGUUUAUGUGAUUUACAGAAUGAUUAAUUUCACCACUAUUUUUCUUUUUUUUUCUAUAUAUUUGUGAGUUUGCCAAAUUUAUAAAUCCUCAUAUUUGAAAUAGGUUGAUCGUAAUUUUUUUUUUCAUUUUGUAUGUUACAAAUUGGGAAGUAUAAAUUUGAUAAAUUAUUUUCCUAUCAAAUGUAAAGAAAAUUUUAAUAAUUGUAUGUAUAGAUAAGUGCGUAAAUAAACUUUAAUAAUGUCGCAUGACAUUAUAACACAAUAAA